Messenger RNA from Argiope bruennichi, 6526 nucleotides. RefSeq lists its product as uncharacterized. The record is from RefSeq and is a predicted model, not a curated record. The transcript has 3 exons. The coding region runs from base 595 to 2082 and encodes 495 amino acids. Lineage: Eukaryota; Metazoa; Arthropoda; Arachnida; Araneae; Araneidae.
GUUUUGAUCAUCCCACAACGGAUGAUCACAUUCUGGGCAACUGUUUUUCGGACGCAGUUACCGAUGUUGGUGAGCUAUCGCUCGUUUUAUUUACUACUUGGCGCUAACCUUUGGCGACCAUCCAGAUCUUUGAUAUGAGAAAGAAAUGCAAAAGGAAAAGGCCUGACAUCUGAUAAAGCAGUUAUCCUCAAAUACAGAUCACAUAAUUAAGAACUUCUACGGUGGGAUGAUGAGACCAAUUGGAAGAAAGCAAUUUAAAUUUAUUGAAUCAAAAAGAUAAAAAUACACUGAAGAAGAUGUACAAUCAAGUGAAGAAGAUACCAGAGGAAAAGUUAAUUCAUGUAAACAAAAACAGAAGAAAAGCAUUUGUAUAAAUUUUCAAAGACGAAUGGACUGAGUCUUCAACGGAGACGUAUCAAAUAAGUGACAUUAACUUACGAACGAAUGUACUACUAAUAAUUGUAAAAAUAGGCAUAGGAUUAAACUUGAAACAUUAGAUUAGAAGAAGAGGUAUAGUUUGUUUUGUCUUCAGGUUCUUCAUUUCUUCUGGUGAUCUCACAAAGACUGCUUCGAUUCCUCUGUUGCUUAAUCACAAUGGAGCAACAGCUCAGUUUCGUGCUAAAGCUAUCACUCGAGGAAAUGGCCCUGAGGAGGUCCGUUAUCAAUUUGUGGAGUGAAACGGACGUAUUGUCCUCGAUUGAGGAUCUAGAAUUCGAAUCUCUUCCUGAAGGUCGCGAAACCCUAAAUGGCAUGGUAAAAGAGAAGAUCUCAAAUCUCGUUAUACCUGAGCCGCUAAAGAAGCGGAUGAUGAUUAUAGUUAAGCCGAUUGGUGCUGAAUUAGCGAGGUGGAAAACAUUCCACAAAAAUGUUGUUAAUUGGUCACAUGAUGGACUGGGUUUGAAUAUUCUGAAGCAAUUGUGUUGGACACCUGCUGGAACGGUGGAUUACCCAAAAAGUGCAGAGAAACUUCUACGUCUUGAUGCGUUGGGAGUUCAGACUGGCUACAAAUUAGCCUCGUUAUAUUGCUUAGUUAAUUAUAUUCCAGAGCUAUGGGACAAACUUCCCAGAUCAUGUAAGAAGCGGUAUUUAUCCAAAUCGCCUUUUGUGCCAUCUAGAGUAAAAUUGGACGUUGCUUGGGCUUACCUUCUGACGGGUCAAGAAUCUACACUGGAUAGCAUCGUUGCAGAAUCUGUGUCUCGGGAUAGUUCUUUCCAGCAGCUUGCUUGUGAAUACUCAGCACUCAGCGGCAACAAAGGAGCGGCUGAGUAUUUUUUUAAGAAAUUAAGCAACGCAGAACGGAACUCCUUUUUAGUUCCUUUAGUCAAUGAAAUCGCUAUAGACAGAGACACAGAGUCACGCCGACGUUCGGGCGAUUUUCCGAUAGAAAAACUCUCCGAAGUGUUGUGUUACUUCUUAUCACAGAUGAGUCCGGAACAGCAUAUGCAAGCUUUAAGGACUGUGCCUUGUGAAUUAUUAGGAUCCUUUCUGGAUUGGCCAUUGCAAGACCUUUGUUUGGAAAUGGCAGAUCUCGCGUGGCAAUUUCUUACUGAGCAGGAAUACUAUUUUUUUAUAGAGACGAUAUCUAAAAAUAUUGAAAAAACAGAUCAUUAUUUUCCAGACUUUUUGCAGAAGUUAUACCUGAACAGUCCAAGCGAAUUUAAAAGUUUUUUCGUCGAUUAUGGAGCUUACCAAACUUGUUUCUUUCCUAAAUUUUUCGAUACCGGAGAUACACAGACAAUCCAAAUUAUUUUUAGAAAUUUAGAGGAUUUUGACAAAAUCAGGCUUGUCUACGGUUAUAACUUUUUUCGUCUUUUCGAUUCUCUUUUAUUGACUGAGAAACGGCAUUUAAUAAAAAUGUGCCUUGAAGAAGCCUUGAAAUCCGAAAAUCACAAGAUCUUAGUAGAAAAAAGUUACAUGCAAUUCCUCGCAGAAGCUCACGCACCCGAUAUGUGGUUGAGAAAACGCAGAUGGAGACAGAUUUUUCUUGCCAUUGAUAAAAUUCUUGCGAAAACUCGUAACAAAAGAGCCAUAAUAGAAGAGAUAGUGACAGAAUCUAAAAAAUGCUGCAAAAGACGGAAAUAAAAUUCUAGAAAGAAAUUGCUUCUCAUUUCAUGCAUUAAAGGAAUGAAAAUGAAGUGAAAUGAAAUUUUAUUGUUUGUUGUGUUGUGAAACGAAGGAUUGUAAUAACAAAAGAAACGAAGGAUUGUGAAGGAACAUAAGGUGUGUUGUGUUGGGGAUUGAUACGAAGAAGCUGACAAGACAUUCAAGUUUUUUUUUCAUGAGCCCAGCAUACUACAAUUUAAGGGAAAUGAAAAAUGUUAUAAUGAAUAAAUUAAUAUCAGUUAUAAUCAAAAUUAUUUUAUUGAUUGAAAAAAUUCUUCAGUGAUCCAUUAAUAAUUUGAAUAAAGUAACAGACAUCAGCUUUUGAAAUAUUUAUCAUGCUUAAAAGGCAGCAGUCCAUUUUUUUUAAAAGAAAGGCCGAGGGAUUGUAUUGCAUACAUAGUUGUAAACUGAGCAGAGUUUAUGACUUAGCUCAGCUGUAAAACUUUUGCUUUCUAAGAAUGGCAACUCAGCUGUAAAACUUUUGUUUUCUAGGAAUGGCAAUGUCUUUUGUAAUCUAACGGAAAAAGAGAAAAUAAAUGCUGGUAGUGCUCAUGGUAGCUAGAUGAUUUUUCUCGUAUUAUUUUUUACUAUUUUAGUGCGUCUCAUUCAUUUUGUAGAACUGUGAGUUUAUUUGAGUGAGUGCAAAAAGGCAAACGUGUAUAUAUUUAGACGGCUAGUAACAUUAUUUGGCGUCCGCGAUAGGACACGAAACUGACGAUUAUAAUGUUUGAAAACGUUAAAGUUUUUAAAAAGGAGGAUGUCAUAACUCUGUUGGAAGAAAGUAAUGAACCUUUACCUGCUAAAGUUACAGUUACUACUUUGAAAGAAGUGAUUUUAAAUAAUCAAGAUUAUAAAAAUGAUCCAGAGUUUGUCCAAGAGGUUUUGUUUACGAUUAUCAGUGAAAGACCAGAAAACGAAAGUCGAACGCGCCAAGAAGACGAAAGAAAACGUCAUGACGAGGAAAUGGAGAAGCAAAGACAACAUGAGUUAGAAUUAGCAAAAAAUAUCUGCUGGAGAGUGUUUAGAAGUACCAAAUUCCGAAACCGUUGAAUCAGGUAGUGUGAAAACGAAAAUCCACUUACCCAAACUUGAACUUCGCCAAUUUUCCGGAUAUUUAAAGGACUGGUUGCCAUUUUGGAGCACCUUCAUAAUCAUGUAGAUAUUGCUCCCGAAAUUAAAUUUCAAUAUUUGAUCCAAGCCACUGUUAGUGGACCGCGCGCUCGGAAAGUUGUUGAGAGUUUCCCGCCAACCGGCGCCAAAUACAGUAAAGUUAUUGAGUCGUUAAAAUCUCGCUUUGGCCGAAGUGAUUUACUCAUUGAAUUCUACGCCCGUGAACUUCUGAAAUCGGUUAUAGAAAACGCCCAGCAACAGUCCGCAACGAAUAUAUGUGCACUUUAUGAUAAUUUGGAGUCACAAAUUCGUGCAUUGGAGACUCUUGGCGUUACAACGGAUGAAAGGGCCGCUUUAGUACAUCCAUUGGUAGAGUCUUGCUUGCCAAAAGAAAUAUUGAGAGCAUGGCAGAGGCAAAGAAGUCUUGAUGUCAACGAUAGUUGUGAACCGCAAGUUAGACUGGCCGGCUUCUUAGCAUUUUUGAAAGCAGAAGUAGAAGCUGAAGAAUGAAUUUCUUUAGCAAUGCAGGGUUUUGGCCUCAAUAAAAGAAAAGGUAAGAAUCAUUUUAGUAACAAAAGGUUUGAUUCCAAGGAAAACAAAAAUAAAGUGUCAACAGCUUCUAGUCUAUUGGCCAAUGCACAGACCCAAGAAAUCAAAAAGUCGUGUUUUUUGCAGCAAGAAUCAUGCAAGUGCAGAUUGCUUUUCUGCUCGAAAAAUGAGUUUGAUGGAAAAGAAAACUAUUAUGAAAGAUAAAAAUUGUUAUGCCUGUCUGAACCACGGUCAUUCAAUUAGAAAGUGUCAGAUAGUUGUAAAAUGCAUAAUUUGUGGUAAAAAACAUCAGUCUAUAAUGUGUGUUCAACUUGCUAGUAUAAACAAGCCGUGUAUAGUGAAAGAAAACUCUCCAGAAAGUGAAGUUAAUUUGUCGAAUUUAUGCAGAAGUCCGAAAGUUCUAUUGCAAACACUUCAAGCCAAACUUGUUUCAGGUAAUAAUGAGAUGAAUGUACGUAUACUUAUCGAUUCAGGCUCACAAAAUUCAUACAUAUUAAAAAAAGUUGCCGAAAAAAAUGAAAUAUUCAUUUAUUCGAGAAGAAAAGUUAAUCCACUCACUGUUUGGUGAAGUUAAUUCUGGUGAAUGAAAGCAUAAUUGCUAUAAAAUAAAAUUAAGAAGUCUAAAUGGAAACUUCAAAUGUAAUUUUGACGCUUUGGAACAGGCCAAAAUUUAUGAAGAUAUUCAACCUGUUAAAAAAUGAACUUGGAUCAAAGAGUUGGAGCAUUAUGGAACUAAGCUCUCUGAUGUAAACGAGCUCCACUGCCAGAUAAUUUUUCCUUGGUGAAACAAAGUUUGGAGAACGUUAUUCUGAAGCUGAUUUCCAGUGGACUGUAUAGAAAUUAUGAAAAGGUUUUUCAAGAUUGGUUAUCUGACGGAAUGAUGGAAAUAGUCACGGGAGGUGAAAAGAAGUUGAGGUAAGUUAUCAGUACUUACCUCACCAUCCUGUAUUGAAGCAAAGCAUCACUACUCCCAUUCGGUCUAAAAGGUCUUCGAAGUUUCCGGUGUAGAUUAUGCUGGUCCUCUCUAUUUGAAGUGAAAUGGUAAGGCAUGGAUUGUUGUAUUUACUUGCGCCGUCUAUCGAGCAGUCCAUUUUGAGUUGGUUCAGUUACUUACCACCGAUGCUUAUAUUCAAGCCUUCAGACGAUUCAUUGCCAGAAGAGGCAGAAUUCCCGUUCUAUAUUCGGAUAACGGCACGGACUUUGUGGGAACCAGCAGUGCUUUAAAGGCAUUGGAUUGGGAAAAAAUAGUGUAUUCAACCGUUCUGAAAAUUACUUGGAAAUUUAUUCCUCCCACAACAGCAUGGCCAGAUUUUGCUUGUGUGCCAGAAAACUUAACCAACCAACCUCCCACAGCAGCGUGGUAGGGAACUUAAAUAGCUUUGGAUAAUGCUUAAAGAACUUCUACGCAGGGUGCUAGGUAAAUACAACGUCGGCUAUGAAGAACCCAACACGAUAUUAUGUGAUUGAGAGUCAAUAAUAAACGUUCGACCACUUAUUUAUCUUCAAGAGGAUCCAAAUGAGUUGGUACCAUUGAUAUCCGCCAUGUUUAUUCAUGGGGGCAACAACAGCGAAACUCCAAAUCUUGACAGUGUAGACAGAUCUUCCUUGACAAAACGUGUAAACUACUUGCAGAGAUUACGUGAAAAUCUCAGGCAACGAUUCAGAAAUGAGUAUCUUGCUCUUUUAGUCCACAGAGGAAUAAGAAGGAAUGACGUUUUAAAUGUUGGUGACCUUGUUUUUAUUGGGCAUGACAAUGCCAAGCGCAUCGAUUGCCCACUUGGAAUUAUCGUAGAGAUUUUUCUUGGAAAAAAUGGAGUCCCUAGAGUUACGAGAUUAAGGACUUACAAAGAGGAAAGAAUCCAUCCAUUUCAAAGACUCUUUCAAAGGCAUUUGGAAGUGUCUGCCAAAACUGAUGCUGUCGUUUCGAAGGCAGCUAGACCAACUGACUCUUCUUCUGAGAACACUGAUACUGUUAGAAUGCGGCACCAUGCCUUUGGAAGUGUCUGUCAAAACUGAUGCUGUCGUUUCGAAGGCAGCUAGACCAACUGACUCUUCUUCUGAGAACACUGAUACUGUUAGAAUGCGGCACCAUCCCAAAAAUAGAUCGGAAAAAACCAUAAAAAUUUCACGGCGAUUAAACUUGUGAACAUUAAAAUUUGAACUUUAAUUUUUAAUUUUGGAAUUCUAAAUGUUAUAUAAUGUGAACUUUAUUUUUUUAUUUUGGAAUUCUAAAUGUUAUAUAAUGUGAACUUUAUUUUUUUUAUUUUGGAAUUCUAAAUGUUAUAUAAUGUGAACUUUAAUUUUUAUUUUGGAAUUCUAAAUAUUAUGUAAUGUAAGUUGCAAAGUUCAAUCUAUAAAUGUAACUUUGCAAGGUGGGAGUAUAUGUAAACUGAGCAGAGUUUAUGACUUAACUCAGCUGUAAAACUUUUGUUUUCUAAGAAUGGCAAUGCUUUUUGUAAUCUAACGGAAAAAAAGAAAAUAAUUGCUGGUAGUGCUUGCUCAUGGUAGCUAUAAGAUUUUUUUCGUAUUAUUUUUUUACGAUUUUAGUGUGUUUCAUUCAUUUUGUAGAACUGUGAGUGCAAAAAGGACCUGCGGAACCUAAUUUUAGACCUGCUAGUAACGAUAGCGAUAAAAUAUUUUAAUGAAUAACUUGCCUCAAAAAUCUAUUCCUUUUCUAUUGUUUUCCAGAACAUAAAGGAUAGAAUUGUAAACAUUUUUUUAAAAAUUUUUUAAUAGAAUUUUGAUUUAACUAAAAAAAUCUAAA